Messenger RNA from Durusdinium trenchii, 1396 nucleotides. NCBI's taxonomy places the organism in Eukaryota, Dinophyceae, Suessiales, Symbiodiniaceae. The record is from the annotation of a GenBank genome assembly.
AAAGACCGUAGAUUCUCAGCGCCAUGGCGUCGCCACCGCCCUCCACAGGAUCCAUGCAUCCUCCGUGUCAGGGAUUUGGUUGAUGCCUCAGAUGAUGCGCUUGCUUUUACCAGCAGCGGCUGUGACAGCAGAAAAGAAACUUGUGAUCCAGGGAAGUCGGUCUAUUUUUCACGGGGCAGAUCAUGCGCCAUCUCAUUUCCAAUAUUGCCUGGCCAGUAUUCCAACUAAUUACUGUAAAUUCAACUGUAAUAACUGUAAUAAUAGUUGAGUCCAACUAACUUUUGAUGGCUGAUGGACAGCGGCAGUUUUAUGACUCACAAGUUUCAAUUCUUCGAGAUGUGGUCUCAACCGGAAAUUGUUUGUUGUGAGGCCCUUUGGGCAGGCUUUCCACAUGUGCAAGACAUAACACGAUGCAUUCCACUGUUUUUUGGGCCCCAAGAGGACAGAGGUUUGAAGACAUUUGCAGAGCUAGCCAUGGCUCCUUGGUGAUCCGUACAGCCGUACAGCUUGGAGGAUCAAUGAGUGCUAGUGCAGGAGCUGAGAUUGAAGCCACGGACAAGGAAGGCAGAGCUCCACUGCACUUGGCGGCGGAGAAGGGCGACUGCGAGGUGGUGGACCGACUCCUGGCGGCGAAGGCCGCUGUUGAGGCACUGGAUAGGUUCCGCCGUACGCCGCUGCAUUGGGCGGCGAGGUACGGCCACACCGCCACGGUGGACCGGCUCCUGGCGGCGGGCGCCGCCGUCGACGCGAGGGACAACAAUGGUCACACGCCUCUCUACUACGCGGCCAUUGGCGGCCACCCCGAGACGGCCCAGCGGCUGCUCGCCGCCGGCGCCCGCGCCGACGCCCAGGACGAAUACGGCGAAACGCCCUGGGAUUGGGCCAAAAGGCGUGGCCAGGAGACGCGGAUGGCACCGGUUCUGUGUCCCGACCUUCAUGGUUGACGCAGUGCCGAGAAGUUUUCCAAGCAAACUGUAGAGGGGUUGUUCCGGGCCAAAGUGCUGCUAUGCUUCUGUACUGAAGAAUAUGGCGCCAAAACGGGCGUUGGCUAUGAGAUAUUUUGUGAGCUGGCAUUCGCUUACGAAACCCAUUUGCUGAUCAUUCCAAUACGAAUUUCUCUCUUUCCACUGGAACCACCAGGUCUGGGCAAAGCCCAGAACAAAUUUGUCUUUUCACCAGCAGAUGGCGAUAAAUCGAAGACAAGAAGAUGGACUCACCCAGAUCAGUCGCUCAAGUGGCCACCGAAAUUGAGCGAGCCGGCCUGUGGGACUUGGUCGGGUGAAGUGCGAAUCCAAAAAGAACGCGCUUCCGCUUGGCGGCCCAGCGGCCCAGCGGCCGGGGGGAGUGGAUUCGCUUGAUUGGAUCUUGAUUGGAUCAUCUUGCCGGUCUGGAUGGC